GUCACUGUCAGAGAGGGAAGAAAAGCAAGUUGGUUUUUUAUUGUUGAUGUUGUGUACAGGAACUGGAAAUAAUUAAAAUGUUAGGGAAUAUAAAGGAAUUUAUAUCCGUUGUGCAAGAUGGGUUAAGUAAUAACAACAAUUUGAGACAAACCCUUCAAGAAGUUCAAAGGGUAAAGAAUAUUUUUAAGGAGAAACACCAACAUUCUAGCGAAGCGAAAGUGAACUAUGGGGCUGGUGGUGCCUUAUUAGAAAAAUACCAAAAUGACUGGGCUGAACUGCAUGCCAACGCUGAGACUAACUCUAAAGCCGCAGAGGACGUUGAUAAAACCAUACAGGAGUUACAUGCUAUUGCUAAAAUAAGGUUACAAAGUGCACAAGAGUUGAGUCACAAUUUGGCCCAAAUACCGAACUUGGCUGCUUCAGUGGCACAGUGUAUGGAGAGCUUGAGAAAUGUACAGACUAUGAUGAGAAACGUAGAGGAGGAAUUGGUCCAAUUUGAAGAUAUUGUGGAGAGAAGUGCCAUGGAGAGCUGGAAAUUGGAUCAUCAUUAUCAACUGUCUUUGUAUAAAGAAAAGAAAAUGGAGGCUCUGGAAGAAAUUAGAAGUCAGCUGGCAAAAGAUAACUCUGUGAAAUCCUGCGAGCAAGAGAGACAACAUCUAGCAGAGUUGCAGGCCAAGAGAGAGACAAGUGCUGCAGCCUUCAACAGCGAUAUGGCUCGAUACUUGAGCAGUGGAACUGUGCCAGCAGUGCCUAAAACCCAACCAAACAUAACCCUAGAACAAAUACAGCUGGACGAUGACAGGACAGACCUAGAAAAAUUUCUGGGUAGUUGAGGCUAAGUGCACAGUCAUAAGAGCUUGUAGACUUGUUAGAUUUUCCAAAGGUAAUGUAUUUUUAAAUAUUCUUAUUUCAUAUGUUAUUUUGUUUUAAAAAGUUUUGUUACACAUGAAAACUAUUUAACUAAUUUUAAAAAGAAUAUUGAGAAAAAAAAAUAUUCAAUGGGAAUUAAACCUGCCUAACAGAAGUGUUUUUAUGAGCUGUCGAGACGAAAGGCAGGGGUACAUUUCCCACUCCUUCUUAAUUCAAAAUUUGUUAUUUCUUGUCUGUAGUUAUAAGGUUUUCGUGGACCACAACUGAUAAAGUAUAUCUUAAUUAAUAUUGAUGUAAAUAAAUAUAUUUAUUGAAUUUUAUAUA
Messenger RNA from Plodia interpunctella (Indianmeal moth), 1194 nucleotides. It is a transcript of the gene Dysb, whose product is annotated as Dysbindin. NCBI's taxonomy places the organism in Eukaryota, Metazoa, Arthropoda, Insecta, Lepidoptera, Pyralidae. The record is from RefSeq and is a predicted model, not a curated record. Bases 78 to 833 code for a protein of 251 amino acids. The transcript has 3 exons. Gene Ontology annotation, cellular component: cytoplasm. Gene Ontology annotation, biological process: negative regulation of protein kinase activity.